AUGACCAUGCAGUCCCUCGAGAGCCCAUCUUCAGGCUGGCGAUGCCAACAAUGCGGACUUCCCGGAGUUCGCGUCUCUGAUGACUCCUCCACCCACGCAUACUUCAAGUGCGUCCCCUGCAAUCGCUCCCUGGGCCUUUGCCCCUGCACCACACCCGGCGCCAGGACGACUUCCACAUGUCCCUGCGGUGAAUCUGUUGGACGCAGUGGCUCCGAGUCCCCGGGUCUCGAGGACGAAGUGCCCCGUGGUGUCUCCAUGUUCUCGACACAGAGGAAGAACAGUCUCAACCCUCACAACCCGGAUGAAGGCUUCGACGAGGACUGGGAGGCGAAUUGCAGCCCUGGUUUCAUGGUGAAGAGGUUCAAGGCCUCGGGCCGGGAGUUCCUUCCUCACUGA
This is a messenger RNA of Penicillium cataractarum, 396 nucleotides long. RefSeq lists its product as uncharacterized. The record is from RefSeq and is a predicted model, not a curated record. The transcript has a single exon. Lineage: Eukaryota; Fungi; Ascomycota; Eurotiomycetes; Eurotiales; Aspergillaceae. The coding region runs from base 1 to 396 and encodes 131 amino acids.